AUGGCGACUAAUGGAGGAGACAAGAAAGUAAUACCGGAAGAUCUGGAGAAUGAUAAUCGCGAUGUUGCCGAUCUCUGGAAGCAAGCUCUCAAGGAAUACAAGGGCAUUGUAGGGUUUGACCUGCAGCCCAAGUUCAACAAUGUUCAAGCCAUGAUCGAUUUUGGAACGAAUGAGAUGAACUCGUUUCAUAAGUUUCGACACAACACCAAGAAAGUGGAUAAGCUGCGCAGUCUCUUCGCGGCCAACAUCGACUACAUAGAGAAGGGGGCUCAGCACCUCAUCAGCGCGGCUGUCCCUGCAUUCCCUCCAGCAGCUGCUAUUGGUACCGCGAUAACAUACCUUCUUUCGGCCUGCAGGCAGGUAUCAGCAGACUAUGAUGUCGUCGUCGUCUUCUUUGACGACAUGAAUAGCUUCCUGCAGCGCGUAGUCAUCUUGGAGACUCGCCUGCCACCACACAAGGCGUACCAGAACUGUUUGAUGGACGUCUUUACAUCUUUUCUGACAUUGACUGGCUAUGCGCACAAGUACAUAGAACUCGGCCGUUUCAAGAAAUGGAUCACCAAUCUGCUUGAGGGUGAAGACAGCGACUUGGGUGGUGCUCGAAAGAAGAUGGAUAAAAGUCUCGCCCGGCUACAAAAUGCCACAGAGUUCGCCAUCCUUGGUAACAGCGAGGAACUCAAGAAGAUGAGUGCCGAACUGCAAAUCAACCAGACAGCGCACACGCAAAUGCUGGAGGAGCAAAAAGAGGUCAUGUUCAACAUCAGUCAAGAUACUGGGAGUAUCCGUAGCGACGUUGCCAAGCUCCUCAAGGCAUUCACAGAACAGAACGCAAAGCAUGACCACAAAGGGAAGCCAUCCAACCAGGACGCUGGAAAGCCAGCUUCCGCAAAUCAGGUUCGAAAUAGAAUGCCAGAUAUCGAGGGAGAGGGCCAUGAGUACAAGGUCUUGAAGGAGACGCUGAUCCCGGACACUUGCACUUGGGUCUUUUCCCAGCCUGAGUGGGAGGCAUGGAUCAAGCAAGACGGAGAAAGCACUGCUCUCAAGCCAGUGCUUGCAUUAUCAGGACUUCCCGGAACUGGCAAAAGCCAUCUUGCGGCGUCAGUGUACGACAAGCUCUACAGCAUUGCGAGGGAGGACACGACCCAGCGUACCUGUGUGACACAGUUCUACUACCGAGAGCAGCAAAAAGACCUAAGCUGGUUCAAGAGCGGCCUGAUCAACACCAUUAGUCAGGUAGUUGACCAGAGCGUGCCUCUUUGCGAGAGGAUAAACGCAGAGAUGGUCCGCGACGAAGUCUACUACAACGUCUUUGUUUGGCGGGACUUGCUGCUCAAGAUAUUAGGCCCAGCAUUCAACAAGGACUCUCCAAACCGUCUUUUCCUCCUUUUUGAUGGCCUGGACGAGAUGUUUGACUUUGCCGAAUUCCUCGAGUUUGUUAGGCUUGCUAGAGAGCAAAAGUUUAGGAUGACGUUUGUCGUCACGACUCGCCCAGAUCUUCUGCAACAAUUGACGGAAAAAUUCGAGGUCAGCAACAUUGAAGUCACAAAGGAAAAGCAGCUGCAGGACUUCAAGACCCUCGUGUGGCAUCGAAUCAACGAUCUGAGCUACCUGAAGAAGUUUUCGCGUUAUGUCCAGCAAAGAAUUGCGGAAAAGGUGGAAGAAGUAUCGCCGAACUUGCUGUAUGCUGAACAUACUCUGGAGAGGCUCAACGCACUCGGCCGCGAGGGAGCUGUUCUUCAGGUGCUUGCGCGUCCAAUGCCAGAGACAUUGCACGGCGUAUAUGAAAUCAUGUUGGACGAAUGCCAGCGCCGAAUGCCUGUCGCCCGCCAGCAAAUUGCAUCCAAGCUGCUGCAUUGGAUUGCCUUUGCAUAUCGUGUGUUGAACCUCGAUGAAGUAACAUCGCUGCUCGUGUACCUUUCCAAGGAUGAUAGUUUUGAUCUGGAGGAAAUCCCCGAAGUUGCUUCCAAGUUCCUCAAGGUUGGAGACCCUGCGUUUGAUGCUCAAUCAAGAGAACUUGCCAACAAAGACACCUCUACCGGCUCAAUCGAGGAUCUCGAGAAGGAGGAAGCUGCAUCUGACAAUCAAGACAAGAUGUACAACGAUGGGGCUCUACCUGUCAAGUUUAAAGAGAGAUCAAUGCGGGCAUUUUUUAGAGAUGCCGCCAGCGGCAACUCUCAAUGGCAUCUGAAGGCCUCAGAGGCGCAUCGUCAGAUCUUGUUGGGCUGUGUUGACCUCGUCAAACCAGAGCCUUUGGGACCGGGCCACAAGAUCAGCGACGGCUUGAGGUUGUACGCGGCCUAUCGUCUGAUCUCGCACUCCUCCCAGCUCGUGUGGGAGGACUAUACGAGCCCAGAGAAAGCAGAGGUCAUGGAAGGGUUAGCUAUGGCUCUUUCGCAUACCGACUUUGCAGAAACACUCAGUCGCACCGGAAUGACCUAUACUCGGGGCCUCAAAAGCAUAUUGAACGACAGGAUGGCUGUCUGGGCAGAGUCUCUCAAGGUGCCUGAGAUUGCAUCUCUGUUGAGCUCGGAUGCAGCUGCAUGGUGGGCUGACGUUGCGGCUGAUCCUCGAAAGUGCAGAUACGGGAUGUUGAGGGGAUAUGUUAGGCGCCUCUACGCUGCGGCUGAUCUUGAUGAGGCUCUUACUGCGUAUAAGCUCAUCUAUGGACUGUCAGGCACUUCUGGACUUGACCAUCUUCUUCUCGACAGCGCCAAGAGGAACUUUCCGGAUGAAGUUUCAGCAGUGGCUGCUACGGCUUCCGAAAACACCUUGAACGGUGACGAGAAUGCUGAGAAUCAAGCCACGGAAGGCCUCGGCGAAGAAAGGAGUUCAUUAGGCUUACCAGGAAUUUUCGACGAGAUCGAGAUGAAUGCAACGGCUUAUCGAGCGGUGGGAGAGAUCUUUUACAACUACGGCUUCUAUAAGCCAGCUGAUUUGAUGUGCAUUAAAGCAUUCGAGCUUUAUCGUACCACGGACGACGUCAAAGAGAAGUUCAAGACGUCGAUUCUGCGUUCCAAGGUUCUGUGGAAGCUACAGGAGAAGGAUAAGGCGAUUGAGGUUAUAUCCGACUGUGUCAAGGACAUCGAGACGGCCGAUGUCCCUGCCUCACUGAAGCGAUCAGCUCUCUUGGCAAAGGCCGAGCUUGAAGGAAAGCUCAAGAUGCGAGAUGCCGCGGCCAAGUCCUAUGCAAGAGCGAAGACAAUCGAUCCCACCGGUACAACUUCCGGGGAUGCGCUUGAGGGAGAGAUCGAGCUCUUUGAGAAGGUGGCAGAUUACGCUGGAUAUUUUCGGACGCUGAAGAGCUGGAGUCCUAUUGACAGACUGACCUGGAUGGCGUGGAACUAUUGCAACCAGGGACAUGAGCGGCAUGACAAGCUUCGCUCCCUCGCAAUAAGAGAGGGCGAAGUCGACUUUCUGAUUGAUGCCUAUCAGGAUGCUAUUCGGUUUCUCGACCGGCUCAACUCUGGUGCUCCGCUGCGUCUUGAGUUAGCGGUUACUUAUUUCAGAGCCAAGGGAGAUUUGGAGAAUGCUCGCAAGACCCUGGAUGAGAUAUUCGCCAGCACCUCGGGCGGGUAUCCGUACUCUAUCACGGACGAGGAGCCGCAGACCAUGAUGCAGCGACUGGUAAAUGUCAUGUCUGAUGUUCUCUACGAAAUUUUCCGGGGCUCGCGAGAUCCCAAGGUUAAGCAAGAGGCCCUCGAGUCACUCAAAAACAUCAUGAACAGGCCGCUUUCUCUGUCGGUGCCGAUCUAUACGAGUCUAGACCUGGUCUAUCGCCGCAUUGUUCUUGCGUCAAUGUGUCUAAAGAUGGGACAGGCAAGUGAGUUUCAGGAAAGACUCCAAAGCGUCCUAGAUGAUUGCUUUGCAGGCCUAACCGAUAAAGUGUCUUGGAACGAUGGACAAAAUAUGGAAAAGCUGGCCCAUGCCCUAAUGGUGCUAAGCAAAGCUCUACCGGAAGGACAAGAUAUACAGCGCUAUGCGCGCAUCGUCAUAUCAGCAAUGUUCUCCAAAAUCACUCAUGUCACGGAGGAGGAACUCGAGCUUUGGGAGAGAGCAAAUCAGUCCAGCGACAGAAGCGAUGAUGAUGAAAGCGACGAUGAAGAUACUGAAGAUACAGACUCGGAAGGUGUAGUAGCUAUCAAGAUGGUUGGGACAAUUGAAGGGCUAGCCCCCUACGAAACCAUGGCCAGUAUUAGGAGUGGCAAGAAGUCGUCACCGAGAGACGAGGGAGAUCUUGGGAACCCCGAGAUAGUCGUUUGCAGUUGCGACGGUGGCAUCUGUAACCCCGUGGCUGCAUUUGCCUGGUGGGGACAUUCUGUGGUUCAUUAUUGUACAGAAUGUUCAACCACCCUAAUCUGCGAGCUUUGCUACAAGGCCCGACAUGAUCCUGAGACGGUGGGAUCGCCCGCCGUCAUGCACUUCUGCGACAAGAGGCACAGUUACAUCAAAUUGCCUGUGGAGGGAUGGCAGGGGAUCAAGGAUGGAGUGAUGAGAUUGGAAGGAGAAGAGCCUGUCAAGUUUGACGACUUUCUGAAGCAUCUGCAAAAUGACAUCUGCCGAGAUGCCUGGGAUCGAUACUGGGCUGGGGCCUGA
Trichoderma reesei QM6a is the source of this 4593-nucleotide messenger RNA. RefSeq lists its product as uncharacterized. Gene Ontology annotation, molecular function: protein binding. The record is from RefSeq and is a predicted model, not a curated record. Bases 1 to 4593 code for a protein of 1530 amino acids. NCBI's taxonomy places the organism in Eukaryota, Fungi, Ascomycota, Sordariomycetes, Hypocreales, Hypocreaceae. The transcript has 5 exons.